Messenger RNA from Dacryopinax primogenitus, 768 nucleotides. RefSeq lists its product as uncharacterized. The transcript has 3 exons. The record is from RefSeq and is a predicted model, not a curated record. Bases 243 to 557 code for a protein of 104 amino acids. NCBI's taxonomy places the organism in Eukaryota, Fungi, Basidiomycota, Dacrymycetes, Dacrymycetales, Dacrymycetaceae.
UGCCCCGCCUCCUGAACGGCAAGGCAACAAUAUUAAAGUCUCACGCAUCCCUGACUUGAGGCGAACACAGCCUGUCAGCCUUCGACGAUCUGAAAAGGCCCCUUGGUAGACCCGCACGAGCAUGAUCUGGCGCUCAACAGAAAGGCAACUCUCUUCCUCAGCCAUUCGACUGUCUCCUUCAUUUAGGUGUUCGUUCAAGCAAGCUUAAUUACAUCACUAGCAAGAUGGAAGGUGGUACUGCCAUGCCCUGGGUCAUCACGCUCUCUGUACUAUUGUCCAUCACUGCCUGUUUUGGCUUGGUUGUCCUAUGGUGCAGCCCAUGGAGCGCUGGGUGCUGUAGACGACGUACACGGGUCGCCGACGAGGAGGAGCAAGCAGAGGGAGCACCUCUCCGAAAUGUCCCAGCGACCGAAUUCGAAUUAUCAGAUUCUCGACCAUCAUCCCCGACCUUGGCAGACAAUCCCAAGCAAGUGCUCUUCAAGCUCGACGACCAUUCGAAUGGGAGCUUUUCAAGUCGUGGAUCCGGAGAGACUGUUCGCCCACCUGACAAACUGUAGUUCGGGCAUCCUUUUUUCUCGAGUAGGGUGGGAAUGGAAGGCGCGGUCUGUGUUCGUGGAUACCAUGGAAGUGUGAUACCUAUGCCUGUUAGUGCGGAGUGGAGUGACGGCGAUGGGAGUUUUUCUCCCGGCCUCCCUGUUUCCCACAUCCGUGGACUAAUUUGGUGGACGUGUUGUGUAGAAUCUGUCCUUUUAUUAUCCUUGUUAUGCG